Molecule: messenger RNA, 459 nt
Organism: Staurois parvus
Lineage: Eukaryota; Metazoa; Chordata; Amphibia; Anura; Ranidae
Source: the annotation of a GenBank genome assembly
GUUGGAUCCAGUAACGGAAAUCCCCCAGAGAGAUGUCCCCGUCCUCUGCAUUCCCAGGACUCCACACAGGAACAUCAGGAGAUCCCUCAGAAGGAUCAGAGUGAAAGUCCAAUUAAAGUUGAAGUUAAAGAAGAGCCAUAUGUGAUGGGUGAUGAUCUUUAUAAGGAGGAGGAGAUGCCUCCAGAGAUCAAACCUGAGGAGGAGGAAGAAGAUCAUGCCAAGAUUAAAGAGGAGGAGGUGCCUAUAAAGAUCAGCACAGAUGGAUCCAGUGACAAAAAUCCCCCAGAGAGAUGUCCCCAUCCUCUGUAUUCCCGGGACUCCACACAGGAAGAUCAGGAGAUCCUUCAGGAGGAUAACGUGAUCAGAGUUAAAGUUGAAGUGAAAGUGGAAACAGAAGAGCCACGUGUGAGGGGUAAUGAGCCAUGUGAGGAGGAGGAGGAAAUUCCUCCAGAGAUCAGC